UAAGUUUUGAAGUUGAUCGAGCGCCAGUUGUCAACCAGACUUUAACAGAUUUAACAUGACUAUAUCAUUAAUAUAAAUAUUAGAUAGAUUACCUCCCUUUUUUAUGUACAUUAAUUAUCAUUCCAUGUCAUUUUUAAUCUCAUCAAAUGUCUUGUCACCAUAGCUACCAAAUAUUUCUUUUCAAGUUCCAUUAGAGGUUAUUCUCUGAUCACAACAUCUCUAAAUUCUAAAUUUUAUCCAAAUUCCAGUGAAAAAACGAUAACUUAAAAAAUGCCACCGCCGCAAGAAAUGAAUCAUUACUCUGUCAUCUUUUCUCAAGCACUCCCGUGCUCAAAACAAGGAGCCUUCGAGGCGCCCUCCGGGUGCGUGAGCCCCCCGUGAGGUGGCUGGGAUCCCGGGGCAGGGCGAACCCUGCGAGUGCGCGCCCACUGCUCCGGGAGCAGGCGAAAUGGCCGGCGGGAUGGCGGGGACGCCUCCGUUCACGUGGGACCUGAGCCAGGUGAUCAGCUCCGGGCGGGACGGCACCUGCAUCAUGCGCGGGCUCCGGGGCACUCGCCCGAUCGCCGUGAAACGAAUGCCCCUAACCAACGUGGAACUCGCCCAACACGAGAUACAGAUCCUCGAAGAGAACGACGCUCAUCCGAACGUUAUCCGCUAUUACGAACACCACCAGGACACGAACUACAUCUACCUGGCUCUCGAGCUGGCCGCUGGGAGUCUCAACGACUACGUCUUAUCCCCCAGGUACCGCGAGGCCCUUCCCCCGAACAAAGUAUGCCUUCAGAUCACGGAAGGCGUCUCAUACCUUCACAGCCUCAGAAUGGUCCAUCGGAACCUCAAACCGAGCAACAUAUUAUUCGUCACAGUCACGGAGGAGUUGAUCUUGAUCAAAAUCACCGAUUACGCGAUCACGAAAAUAUUGGAGGACACUGAAUCUUUCACCAGUUCCUCCACCGUUGGGUCGCUGUCCUACGCGGCCCCCGAACUCCUCGAGCCGGGCGAACGGCGAACUGCCAAAGCAGAUAUUUAUUCCCUGGGACACGUUUUCUACUUCGUGCUUAACAACGGCGGCCCCGUCGCUCGCGGGCUGGGAAACCUCAACGCCAUCCAGAACGGCACACAGCGCAUCCUCCUCGCCGCCAUGGUCUCCCGGAACCCGGAUGCCCGACCCUCCGCCGCGGACAUCCUCGUUCACCCGGCGUUCUGGGACCCGGAGAAAUGCGUGCAGUUCAUCCAGGUCCUCAGCAACAGCGCCCCGAGAGGAUUCAAUUUCGAGACCUACCGAGCGCAGGCGUUCACCGGCGACUGGACCGCCCUGCUCGACACCGGGCUUGUGGCGCGCAUGGCCGGGCAUCGCAGGUAUAACGGAAACUCUUUUGGAGACCUCAUCCGAAUGUUGAGGAACCUCUCACACCACCUCUCCGAGUAUCCUGACCUUGCCAUGAUCAUUGGCAACAACUACGAGAGCCUCAUGGUCUAUGUGAAUAUGCGGCUGCCAAAUUUUAUUUAUUAUGCGUGGCUCACUGGCAGGUCUCUCGCGGGUCAGGUCGAUCAAAUAGCAAGUUUCUACGAAUGAUCUACAUUAUGGCAUCAACCUAGAGAAAAUCCCCCCAACAGGCUGUUUAUUGAAACUGAUAGACAAGGAGGAAAUGGAGCGACCCAGGGGGAAAAUGAUGGACCAACUACAGCCUGUUUGUUUAAUUUUUGUGUUUAUCGACCGGUUAAGAUAAUAUUAAGGAGAGUGGAGUUUCGUGAUUGAUCGCUGCUCCGAGUUGUGCGGUUUGUCGUGCCGAUAAAGGGUGCAAUCAACGAGAACUAAAGAUACCUCUAAAAUUGCCGAUAUCCAUCUUUUCAAAUCCCAUCCUACUCAAAUCAAUCCUUUAUCGGCAUGACAAGAUGCAAGACUCAGAGCACCGACCAAUCACAUGACUCCGUUCUCGUUAAUCUUGCCUCAGCAGGACGACAAACACAAAAUUUCAACCAUCAGGCUGCUGAAGGCCCAGGCUCUCGUGGGUCGUCGUUAGUCUACUACUUGCCUCCUUUGUCUAUCGCAACCACCCACUUCCACCAAUGGGAUUGCUCUAUUUUCUCUCUGUCUUCUUCGUCUAUCGUUUUAUCUAUCGAUUUCGAUAAUCAGCCCGCUGAGCAUCUAUGGGAACGUCCUGUUAUUAUUUUUCCCAUCGGAUUUCGUUUUAAGAUAACCGGAUCGUUAACUUAUUCUAAUUCUUUCUAUUCUUACGACAAGCAUAAUUUCAUCGAGACAACAGGAAUUCCGGUUCUUACAACAAAAAUCUGAUAAGAAGAAUAUAAACAGGACGAUCCUUGACAGUUCCAUCCGGAAUUUCAUCUAUUCCUCUCUCGGUAUAGAGUAGGGAGUUUAAUAUACAAUAUAGAAACAUACAAUCACCGGAGAUCCACGAUGGUUUAAAUGAAAUCUAAUAAUUUCUUCAUUUUUUUAGAAUUUUUCGGCCUUCAGCGUUUUAUUCGGAUAUGAACUUGGAUUUUACCAUGAUAACACCGUUAUCUAAUAGUUCUUGCAAUCUCCGAUUGUUAUUUUCAAGUUUCCUCAUUUGUAAAAUUAAUUCCUGUGUUCGUCGUAACUUUGUUCAUGUAACUUCAAGAAUAUAGUAAGCUAAAUUUGUGAGUUAGUUGGAACUUAAUUCUACUACUGAAAACAGAAUAGUCAUCUCCAAAAACAUUUAAGCAAUUUGUUAAUCAUCAUUGUUUAUUUACGCAAGACUUGCAUUCAUUUUGGUUUUUUUCGGAAGGGCAGUAAAGAGUUUACCAAACUAAAAAA
This is a messenger RNA of Bemisia tabaci, 2797 nucleotides long. RefSeq lists its product as uncharacterized. The record is from RefSeq and is a predicted model, not a curated record. Lineage: Eukaryota; Metazoa; Arthropoda; Insecta; Hemiptera; Aleyrodidae. Gene Ontology annotation, molecular function: RNA endonuclease activity; ATP binding; protein serine/threonine kinase activity. Gene Ontology annotation, cellular component: IRE1-TRAF2-ASK1 complex. Gene Ontology annotation, biological process: intrinsic apoptotic signaling pathway in response to endoplasmic reticulum stress; protein phosphorylation; mRNA processing.